AUGGCAUCAGGGGAGCCUGGCAAAUCUGUAGUGACACAGGUUACUCCCGAGGUCUCCGGUGAGAAACACAUCGCCACAGUUUGCAGUGCUUUGAAGCGCUGCUGGUUUAAAGGAGCUGGAAGAGAGAGGGUCUCAGGCCUGCCCGCUAGCCAGUCUGGACCAUCUCAAAGCUCCCAUUUGGCCAUCCUCUCCCUCCCCAGGCCCCUUAACCCUAGGCCAAAGCCUAUUCCAGAUGCCCUGGAGCAUGUGUAUUUGUUUUAUUCUGCCAUUUUGCAAUUUCAGGUAGUUCUGCCAAAGAGGGCUGGCCCUACUGAACUGAAAGCCAUUUUUGAAAAGUAUGCCAGUGUUAAAAAGAAUGAUGAAUGCUUCAUGUCACCGGAGGACUUUGUGACUCGUUUCCUCCAUGCCCACACAGACAUCAGGUUAUCAGAUGAGGCUACAGCACUGCUGGCAGGGGUUGUGGACCAGAAGAAAGAUGGGUUGAUCUCGUUCCAGGAGUUUGUUGCUUUUGAAUCGGUGCUCUGUGCCCCAGACGCCCUCUUCAUGGUCGCCUUCCUGCUUUUCGACAAAACAGGCAAUGGAAUAACCACCUUCGAGGAUGUGAAGCAGGUCUUCAGCCAGACCACCAUACACCAACAUAUCCCUUUUAACUGGAACUGUGAGUUCAUGCGCCUGCACUUUGGUAUGGAACGGAACAAACACCUCAGCUAUGGAGAAUUCACCCAGUUUCUCCUGGAAAUGCAGCUGGAGCACGCGCGGCAGGCCUUUGUACAGCGGGACCGGGCCCACAGCGGCUCCAUCUCAGCGCUGGACUUCAGGGACAUCAUGAUCACCAUCCGGCCCCACAUGCUCACGCCCUUUGUGGAGAACUGCUUGGUGGCGGUUGCGGGUGGAACUACUUCCCACCAGGUGAGCUUCUCCUACUUUAAUGGCUUUAACUCACUGCUCAACAACAUGGAACUAAUCAGGAAGAUCUACAGCACAUUGGCCGGCCACCGCCGGGACCUGGAGGUCACCAAAGAGGAGUUCAUUGUGGCAGCUCAGAAGUUUGGCCAAAUCACUCCCAUGGAAGUGGACAUCCUCUUCCAGCUGGCUGACCUGUCUGAGCCCCGUGGACGUGUUGGAUGGGUGGACAUUGAGAAGAUUGCACCACUGGAGGAAGGCGCCCUGCCCUACAACUUGGCUGAGGUCCAGAGACAGCAGUCGGGUGGUGAUGCCUCUCGCUCCAUCCUGAUCCAGGUGGCAGAGUCGUCCUACAGGUUCACUCUUGGUUCGGUGGCAGGGGCUGUGGGUGCCACUGCUGUGUACCCUAUCGACCUGGUGAAGACACGCAUGCAGAACCAGAGGACCAGCGGCUCUCUAGUGGGAGAGCUCAUGUACAAGAAUAGCUUUGACUGCUUCAAGAAAGUGGUGCGCUACGAGGGCUUCUUCGGCCUCUACCGAGGUCUGGUACCACAGCUACUGGGUGUGGCGCCCGAGAAGGCCAUAAAGCUCACUGUGAAUGACUUUGUGCGAGGGAAGACCAGGCAGAAAGAUGGCACGGUACCUCUGGCUGCUGAAAUCAUGGCCGGGGGAUGUGCUGGUGGCUCCCAGGUGAUUUUCACCAACCCCCUGGAGAUUGUGAAGAUCCGUCUGCAGGUAGCGGGUGAGAUCACCACUGGACCCCGGGUCAGUGCCCUCUCCGUCAUCAGGGACCUGGGCUUCUUCGGACUCUACAAGGGUGCCAAGGCGUGUUUCCUGCGGGACAUCCCCUUCUCAGCCAUCUACUUCCCGUGCUACGCCCACAUCAAGACCUACCUCAGUGAGGAGGACGGCACAGUUGGGCCAGUCAAGAUGCUGUUUGCAGGAGCACUAGCAGGCAUGCCAGCAGCUUCUUCAGUGACCCCGGCAGAUGUGAUCAAGACCAGGCUACAGGUGGCAGCGCGUGCUGGCCAGACCACCUACAACGGCUUGAUGGACUGCUUCUGGAAGAUUCUUAGAGAGGAGGGGCCCCGGGCCUUCUGGAAAGGGGCUGGAGCGCGAGUCUUUCGAUCCUCGCCUCAGUUUGGAGUCACUCUGGUUACCUAUGAGCUCCUGCAGCGGUGGUUCUACAUUGACUUUGGAGGGCAAAAGCCGGCUGGCUCAGAGCCCACCCCCAAGUCUCGGAUCAGCCUGCCGGCGCCCAACCCUGACCACAUCGGAGGCUUCAGGUUGGCCGUGGCCACGUUCGCUGGCAUCGAGAGCAAGUUUGGACUCCAUCUCCCGCGCUUCACGGUGCAGGGGGCGGCCCCCUCCCCCACCAGCAACCCCUGAACCGCACCCUCUGUCCACACAUGGGGAGAGGAAGGGGGUAAGAGAGGGCUUAAAAGUUUUACACACACACACACGCACACACAUACAAACACCAACUAGUCCAUAGUUUCUAGACUUUUAAGUUGAAUACUUUAUCAAAGUUUGCUUCUUUUUGAAGACACAUUAUAUAACCUGUGAGCCCUCAUGCUGUAUGCAACAGUCUAUAUGCAACCACGUUGGUUAGCUAGCUAUGUAACACAAGUUAUUAGACUCCUUUGUAGGACUAUUGUGCAGUGUGUCUUAAUUUAACUGAGAAGUCCCAUUGAUUGACGCUGUAUAGAAUUGUUUAUUGCAGCUUUGUUUUUCAUACAGUGCAAUUUAUACAUUCACAGCAACAGCAAGAAUGCUCGAAAAAAAAAUUAAAUAUCUCCAAACUGCUGCAAUUCAAACUAGUUUCAAAAGCUAGGUUUGUCGUGGCAGCUUCCAGCUUGUUCAAAAGAACAUCGAGUUAAAUUUGAAUAAUUGAUCAGAAAGUAAGGGCGCAGCACGAAUCACAUCAUAAUAGCACUUAGUUGUAUAUAUGAGAAAACCAGAGACAUAUUUUCAUAUCUAUACAGCUAUCUGUCCUGGUUUAUUCUGUUUUACGCCAGCUUGUGAAUGUAUUGAGUGAUCUGUAGCGAAUACGACCAAAAUCAUGAAUGUAAAGACAAUGGGAUCGCAUGACAGUACACAAUGUCUGCUGUCAGUGGUCUCAGAUCUAAAUGUGCUCAGAUGCUGUAUAAAUGUCUAUAAAAGGAAAAAGAGGUCGCACUGUCAGCUGUUCUAUUCAGAUUUGUACAGUACAAGGAUUGUAGAAUGUAUAUAUGGUGUGUAAUAAUUGUGCCUUACAGUACGUAUGGCAGCAAUAUGUGUGUACUAAGAGAGUAAAGAAAAACCAUUAGUUAAACUUGGACGCAUGUUUUUUUUUUCACAUUUGCGACUCCCAGAUGGAUCCUUGCGGAUGCAGACAUGGUGACAGUAAAAAGCGAGCUUAACUUUUCAA
Molecule: messenger RNA, 3313 nt
Organism: Lampris incognitus (smalleye Pacific opah)
Lineage: Eukaryota; Metazoa; Chordata; Actinopteri; Lampriformes; Lampridae
Product: electrogenic aspartate/glutamate antiporter SLC25A13, mitochondrial
Exons: 19
Coding region: 1-2292 (763 amino acids)
Biological process (GO): malate-aspartate shuttle; aspartate transmembrane transport; L-glutamate transmembrane transport
Molecular function (GO): L-glutamate transmembrane transporter activity; calcium ion binding; L-aspartate transmembrane transporter activity
Source: RefSeq, a predicted model, not a curated record